This is a messenger RNA of Exaiptasia diaphana, 462 nucleotides long. RefSeq names its product peroxiredoxin-6. Bases 1 to 462 code for a protein of 153 amino acids. Gene Ontology annotation, molecular function: antioxidant activity; oxidoreductase activity. The transcript has 3 exons. Gene Ontology annotation, biological process: cell redox homeostasis. The record is from RefSeq and is a predicted model, not a curated record. Gene Ontology annotation, cellular component: mitochondrion; cytosol. Lineage: Eukaryota; Metazoa; Cnidaria; Anthozoa; Actiniaria; Aiptasiidae.
AUGAUGAUGCUUGGAGACGAGUUUCCUGAUUUUGAAGCCGACACAAGCCAUGGACGCAUGCGAUUUCACGACUAUAUCAAAGGAUCGUGGGCUAUUCUCUUAUCUCACCCUGCUGACUUUACCCCAGUUUGCACAACAGAACUUGGACGUGCGGCGCACCUAAAGUUUGAAUUCGCGAAACGCGGAGUAAAGAUGGCGGCACUGUCAUGUGACGACGUUGAGUCUCACAAAAGUUGGAUUCAAGACAUUCGUUACUAUAGUAAYWUAAAGGGAGAAUUCCCCUAYCCUAUUAUUGCUGAUCCYAAGCGUGAACUUGCGAUUCUUCUUGGAAUGCUUGACCCCGAUGAAAAGGAUUCAAAUGGCUUACCACUGACAUGCAGAGCAGUUUUCAUUAUUGGUCCUGAUAAAAGGUUGAAACUCUCCAUACUAUAUCCAGCYACGACUGGACGUAACUUUGAGUAA